Gekko japonicus is the source of this 837-nucleotide messenger RNA. RefSeq names its product methyltransferase like 24 (gene METTL24). The coding region runs from base 1 to 837 and encodes 278 amino acids. The transcript is spliced from 4 exons. The record is from RefSeq and is a predicted model, not a curated record. Lineage: Eukaryota; Metazoa; Chordata; Lepidosauria; Squamata; Gekkonidae.
AUGAGCCUCGCUGUCCCCUGCUCCCGCGGCUGCUCCUGCACGGCUAAGGAGAGGCGGCUGGGCAAGGGCUUGGCUUUCCGCCUCUGCCUGCUCUCGGCCACGCUCCUCCUGUGCCUGCAGCUGCUACUCAGGCGCUCCUGGGACUCGGCCGGCGCCAAGGUCGUCGGAGGAGCGGACGCCGUAACGGAAGAUAAGCGCAACAAUCGCCGAGCCGAGAAGGUGAACGAGACAGCGGUCAGCAGACGGCAAGUGACUUAUGUGCGAAGCGGUCACAGGAGGAGCGCCGCAGGAUCCACCUGUUGCCUCCAGGGGGCGCCGCUGCUCACCAGCCGUAAAAAGACUAUACGAUGGCACAUAAACUUGCAGCCUUGGGCAAGUCCGGUACCUUCCUUGAGUAAUGAAGCCCUGAGGCUCUUGAAGUAUAUUAGCACCACCCAGAUAUCAUGUGAUCAUAUGAACACAAAAGACCUGUCAGAAACCCUUGGUAGCCUAAAGAGGCCAUGGUCAGUCUGCCUGGAUGACAGAUUAAAUUUGGUUCAUCAAAUGAAAACCAAGCAGUGCCGUUUAUAUUCACUGGGACUGGGCAAUGAUGAUAACCAGUUUGAGCUGAGCAUGGCCAACAGUGGAUGUGAGGUGCAUCGCUUUGACCCUAGCAUCAGAUCAGCACAUAUUCAAGAGGGACAUCUCUGGUACCAUCGCCUAUCCAUCGAUUGGCGGGAUCCCAAUCCAGCAAUUGCUGCUCAUAAGCUUCAUGCCAACACCAAGAAGCUUGGCACAAUAUUGAAUGACUUUUCACACCACAAGGUAAGAAUUCAUCUGCUCUUCAUAUGGCUUUGA